Messenger RNA from Racocetra persica, 1058 nucleotides. The record is from the annotation of a GenBank genome assembly. Lineage: Eukaryota; Fungi; Glomeromycota; Glomeromycetes; Diversisporales; Gigasporaceae.
CACUUGAUAAUACCGGCUCUUAUAUUACGAAGGAGGAGAUUUGGAAUGAAGGAAUAGUUGUUAUAAAGAAUCGAUAUGAUUCAAUCAACGAUCUUAAAACUUUUUUAUCAACAUUUAAUUUUCCAUGUGAGUCAUAUGAAAACAUUCUAAGAUGGCUAAUAGGACGAGUUGGAUUUUCAACUUCCUUUAUCGAAGAAUGGUUUAGUAGCACGUAUAAUAUUGUAACACUAUUUGAAAAAUUUAAACAACGGUAUACCGACCCAACUCACAAUGAAAGCAUUAUGGUUAGGAUAAUUCAAAGUACCGAUAGUGAAUUUGUCAGAAGGGGAGUAGAACGAGACAAUUUGGGUGGAUUUCAAGUAACAAUAAGUGAGCCGCUUGUUAUAGAAUCGGCAAUUUCAUAUUUUAAAAAAUUUAGAAACACAUCUACAUACAUUCUUGACAAAAUGAUCGAUGAAACUUUUGAGGAUAGCAAUGCACAUAUUUUAUUUAAAAAAAAGCUUCCAUUUGAAAAUUGGAAAAUUUAUGAACCAUGCAACAAUAAUCGCAAAUUAUGUGUACAGUCAAUGCGCUGCACACCUGACUUUAACCUCCCAAAAUUUUUAGAAAACCCGGUUGUGCCUUUUUUUUUUCCUGAAAAUGAAGCAGGCCCGGAUAUCGUUACCUUUGUACAUCCCGUUGGCAUGCCAGAAAAGAGAUUCAUUACAUUUGUUCAAGUAAAAUUGCGUGAAAAACACUCAAGAGAUGAUUUAAUAACGACGGAUCCCAAGAAAUUUUAUCAUAAAAGAAAGGGAACAUGUCAAUUGUUAAAGGGUGAAUGUUACAAGAAUUCAUACGAAAAAGUUUUGGAUUUGAUCCACAACAAUUAUUGUGGUGUGUUUAGAAUAUUUAUAAGUUAUCCGGCCUUAGUGGCAUUAAAGGAAGAAAAUCUUGAAAUUGAGAAUUCGUCAUUCGACAAUGUAGUUGAAGAUUGGAUUGCUUUAAUUUUUGAUGAUGAACAUAUUAAAAUACUCAAAGAUUUAAAAAAUCCUAAGAGAAAAGCAAUAGAUAGUAAUAGU